This is a messenger RNA of Nymphaea colorata (pocket water lily), 889 nucleotides long. RefSeq names its product 36.4 kDa proline-rich protein-like. The record is from RefSeq and is a predicted model, not a curated record. Bases 61 to 639 code for a protein of 192 amino acids. NCBI's taxonomy places the organism in Eukaryota, Viridiplantae, Streptophyta, Magnoliopsida, Nymphaeales, Nymphaeaceae. The transcript is spliced from 2 exons.
CUUCACACUCCACCCUCCUUUGCUGUUUGGUGCUUUCACAAACAGUAAAGAGGAACAGCCAUGGCUUCCUCUCCUUCCAAGCUCUCUGCCCUCUCCCUCAUCCUUAUGAUUUUCAUCUCCACAGCAUCACCAAUCUUGGCAUGUCCUCCAUGCCAUGAACACGAACACCCCAGUCAUCAUCACAAGAAAGGCCAUGAGAAGCCACCAGUCGUGAAACCGCCAGUUGUGAAACCACCAGUAGUGAAACCUCCAGUAGUGAAACCACCUCCAGUGAUCGUGAAACCACCUCCGGUGAUCGUCAGACCCCCUCCCCCUUCAGUUCCCUGCCCCCCGCCUCCGUCACCUCCGCCGCCGUCACUGCCGCCGCCGCCGCCGCCGGCUACGUGCCCCAUAGACUCGUUGAAGCUCGGUGCUUGCGUUGAUCUCUUGGGUGGUCUGGUUCACAUUGGUGUGGGUGACCCAGUGGUGAACCACUGCUGCCCUAUCCUUGGUGGGCUUGUGGAGCUGGAGGCUGCUGUCUGUCUCUGCACCACCAUCAAGCUCAAGCUGCUCAACAUCAAUAUCUACCUUCCUCUUGCACUCAAACUCCUCCUCACCUGCGGCAAGACCCCGCCCCCUGGCUUCACCUGUCCUAACUAAGGUGCUUCACUGGUGGAAGGCGUGAUCGAGAUGGAAGAAGAUGGAUGGUCACAGACAUGAAAGGAUGUCUAGCUAGUUGGUGGUUCUGAUUCUGUGUAGACCAUUUGUUUUUUUUUUUUCAUUUUUCCCUUUAUUGUAUGAGAUUGAUGCAAGUGUUAGUGUCCCGUCUCAAUCUCUGAGUCGAUGUUUCUCUCUUUUUAUACAUCUGAUUGGAGGUCUUAGUGUCUAAAAUAAACACGCUUUCUUUGCA